Molecule: messenger RNA, 538 nt
Organism: Entrophospora candida
Lineage: Eukaryota; Fungi; Glomeromycota; Glomeromycetes; Entrophosporales; Entrophosporaceae
Source: the annotation of a GenBank genome assembly
UGAGGGCGAACCAUUGGAAAAGUUUGAAGAAUAUGCGAUGCAUAACGAGGAUGACCUUUGUAAUUUUUUGAAAAGUGUUGACGGAAAGGGAUUAGAAUUUAUUAAUCAUAACAAUGAAAUCCCAAAGGUCAUCAUUUCUCUAAAAUACAUCCAAUCUAAUCAAUAUUACCGAACCAAUGCUUCUCACCUCAAAAAGGAAGUUACCUGGUCGAAAGUCAAAGAUCAAGCAAUGGAAGAAGGAACUUUAUUGGCCAUACAGAAUGCUCUCACCGAAAAGAUCAAAGCGCCUAUAAAAGUUUAUUCUAAUCGUGUAAUGAAUAAUCAGGAAGAUAAACCACUGAUGGAGGGGACAAGUUCACUAAUAAAUCUGGCAUUUUCAAAACAUAUAGUUAAUUUCAUCGAUCGAUUAAAGGAACUCCCGAAGAAACAGCAGGUCAUGAAUUCAAACGAUUGUUGGGAGGCAACAUAUUGGGUUGUUUGUGGGGAUAAAUUAGGAUUGAUAGUAGUAUUUCCAGGUGGUGGUCGUUAUAAAGUAUAA